AACUUUAGAUCUGCUGGGGAUCAAGCAUAUAAUAACAGGCCCCUUCCCAGCCAUUCCAAACUCCUUUUAGACCCUCAGCCUUACACGAGCAUCUUCUUGCUUGAUGCUGUCUGUCAAAGCUCGAACUAUCGGAUGAGCAGAACUUACUCAUAGGUACCGAAUCACUCACUCGAGUGCAUACAAGACAGCAUGAAACACGUCGAAGUUGACGACCAGCUGGUCAGUGCUGCCACUCCAGCACCAAUACCCGAAGAGGAUCUCAAGAAAAGCGAAAGAGAUCUUGAAGAGGGAUCAACAUCAGUCGAAUUCGAUGAUCCUCCUUCCGAUGACCCCAAUAUCGUUAAUUGGGACGGCCCUGACGACCCAGCCAACCCUCAGAACUGGUCAAUGAAGAAGAAGACAAUCAAUGUCAUCCUCGUCUCAUCUGUUACAUUCGUCACGCCACUUGCGUCUUCCAUCUUUGCACCAAGUAUCGAUCAAGUCAUGAGGGAGUUCCACUCGACAAACGAGCAACUGGCAUCGUUCAUCGUCUCAGUAUACCUUCUUGGUUACUGCUUUGGUCCCCUAGUCAUCGCACCUUUAUCCGAAAUGUACGGCCGACUCCCGCUGUACCACAUCUGCAAUGUUCUCUUCGUCGCCUUCACUGUGGCCUGCGCCAAAGCCCCUAACCUGGGGGGACUUAUUGCAUUCCGACUCCUUGCUGGACUUGCUGGAUCAUGCCCGCUAACAAUCGGAGCUGGCUCGUUAGCUGAUAUGAUCUCCAAGGAGAAGCGUGGAGCUGCCAUGUCUUCGUGGGCUCUCGGACCUCUUUUUGGACCAGUAAUUGGACCGAUUGCUGGUGGAUAUCUUUCGGCAGCGAAGGGCUGGCGAUGGUCUUUCUGGGUUGUUGCUAUUGUUGCUGGUGCGAUCACGAUUGUUGCUUUCAUUUUCAUGAGAGAGACAUAUGCGUACGCUCUUCUUGAGAAGAAGGCCAAGAAGCUGCGCAAAGAAACAGGGAACACUAAGCUUCGUUCAAUCCUUGACAAUGGCACUACCACGAAGGAAGUCUUCCGUCUGGCUAUUACGAGACCUACCAAGAUGCUUCUCUUCGCGCCCAUCGUGUCGCUUCUAUCAUUUUAUAUGGCUCUGGUGUACGGGUAUCUCUACCUUCUCUUCACAGCCAUGCCAACACUCUUUGAGGGAGAAUAUCAUUUCUCCAGUGGAUCAGUUGGUCUGUCAUAUAUUGGUCUCGGAGUUGGCUCCUUGACAGGGCUUGUCAUUUCUGGAGCAUCAAUAGACCGCUUCGCUCAAUAUCUUACUAGCAAGAAUGGUGGAGAGCCCAAGCCAGAGUAUCGACUUCCGUUCAUGGGGGGGGCUUGCUUUAUCGUUCCGGCUGGAUUAUUUAUGUUUGGAUGGUCUGCUGAGCAUAAAGACCAUUGGAUUGUGCCCAUCAUCGGUACUUCAUUCUUGGGAUGUGGCAUGAUCAUCGUAUUUGUAAGUGCUCUACCUCUAUAUGCUGCAACCCGAUUCCAGCUCACUGACUCUUGAUCAGAUGUGCAUCUCAGUCUACCUGGUCGAUGCAUACGUUCAGUAUGCUGCAUCUGCCAUUGCUGCAAGCACUGUACUUCGUUCGCUGGUUGGAGCAUUAUUGCCUCUUGCAGGACGAAGUAUGUACAAGAGCCUAGGUUAUGGAUGGGGAACCUCAUUGCUAGGCUUCAUUGCAGCUGCAGCAAUCCCAUUGCCGUUUAUCUUUUACAAGUACGGCGAAAGGAUUCGAAGAAAGAACUUGUUUGACGUCAAGUUCUAGAUGGAUAGACAAUAUGCGUAUUUAUGUUAUGAUUGUAAGCUCUUGGGGGAACGUAUUGAUAAACGAGAAAAAGUCGGCAUUAGGAUCUGAGGCGGGCAAUUAGGAUCAUCUCCAUUCUGUAUAGAUAGAGUAGGAAGCACACUUGCGAGCACCAGCAAUAGGUGAUGGUUAAUAAGAACAAGGGUAGCAACUCCAGAUGUAUUCAUCAGCCUUGUGAUACAGAGAGUUUUGCCAGAUUCUGACAUGUUCAUGUCUUUAGAGCCCGUUGCAGAUCUCAAGCUCCGAACCUUGCCGGAAUCAGCUGAGCAGACUUGGUCUUUACUGUUGAUCCUUGUUCUUUAACUGGUGAAGUCACCGUAUCCAUCGUGCCAUGAAACUUUGUCCGGUUGAGAUUGAGUGAAAGAUUGAAUGGAACUCUUGGAUUAAACAAAAUGCGAUGGAACCUUGGACAAAUCUGAAACUGUUUCGUCCUGAAAAAUGUCAUACUUAUCAAUAUCAAGUCCAAUUAAUUCAUGACAUCUGAUCCAUGCCGUUGGGUUCAGUGUCUUGUAAGCUUUGGC
Messenger RNA from Fusarium odoratissimum NRRL 54006, 2346 nucleotides. RefSeq lists its product as uncharacterized. Lineage: Eukaryota; Fungi; Ascomycota; Sordariomycetes; Hypocreales; Nectriaceae. Gene Ontology annotation, biological process: transmembrane transport. Gene Ontology annotation, molecular function: transmembrane transporter activity. The record is from RefSeq and is a predicted model, not a curated record. Bases 190 to 1527 code for a protein of 445 amino acids. The transcript is spliced from 4 exons.